Gadus chalcogrammus (walleye pollock) is the source of this 1880-nucleotide messenger RNA. RefSeq names its product E3 ubiquitin/ISG15 ligase TRIM25-like. The record is from RefSeq and is a predicted model, not a curated record. The coding region runs from base 299 to 1171 and encodes 290 amino acids. Gene Ontology annotation, molecular function: zinc ion binding. NCBI's taxonomy places the organism in Eukaryota, Metazoa, Chordata, Actinopteri, Gadiformes, Gadidae. The transcript has 2 exons.
CGGAAGGUUUGGUGAUGCUCACUUCAUUACAGCAGUGAGAAGACCCAGGUAAUUUACUCCACUCUGAUCCGGGAUUCAUCAUACAUUUCUGUAACUUAUUGAUCAUAUCAAUAGGAAAGGUACUAUUUUACUAUCAUCAGGUAUGGGUUGAAAUCGUUAGUGUAUAUGUUGAGUACUCUCACCUGUCACUGUUCACUGCUGUUACUCAAAUCAAAACUACUGAUUGGCUACGACCUCUAUUUUACCAUUGUUAUACAUUAUAAAUGAUUAAACUUUAUUUAACAAUAGUUUUCUAGGAAUGGCCUCUGCGACAUCGUGGUCUCAGGAGGACUUCUCCUGUUCCAUCUGUCUGGAUGUGUUCAACAGCCCAGUUACCACAUCAUGUGGACACAACUUCUGCAGAACCUGUAUUACAGUGUUCUGGGAUGACAUGGUCCAGUACAAAUGUCCUGUCUGCAACGAGCUGUUCCACACAAGACCUGUUUUACGGGUUAAUACCCUCAUAUCAGGGAUGGUUGAUCAGUUUAGAAGUUCUGUACGAGUCAAAGAGCAGCCUUGCGUUGAACCCGGAGAAGUUCCUUGUGACGUCUGUACUGGGACCCAGCUGAAGGCAGUGAAGACCUGCCUGGUGUGUCUUAUCUCUUACUGCCAAGCCCACCUGGAGCCACAUCAGAGAGUCGCAGGCCUGAAGAAACAUCAGCUGGUCGAGCCUUUAGACCGUCUGGAAGACAGGAUGUGUAAGAAACACGACCGACUUCUGGAGCUCUUCUGCCAGACUGACCAGGUGUAUGUGUGUCAGUUCUGCACAGUGACAGACCACAAGUCACAUCCUGUUGUACCUCUGAAGGAGGAAUAUGAAGUGAAGACGGCCCAGCCGGGGAAGAUAGAGGCUGAACUUCAGCAGAUGAUCAAGGAGAGACAACGAAAGAUUAAAGACAUCAUAGACACGGUGGACCACAGCAAAGCAGACGCAGACAGAGAGAUAGCCGAUGGUGUGCAGGUCCUCACUGCUCUGAGGCGCUCUGUUGAAAAGUGUCUGGAUGAUCACAACAAAACGGUUCAAGAGAAACUGAAAUCCACAGAGAAAGAAGCUGAAGGCCUCAUCAAAGAGCUGGAGCAGGAAAUAAAAGAUCUGACCAAUAGAAGCUCAGAGGUGAAGCAGUUCACCUAAACUGAAGACCACCUCCACCUCCUCCAGACCUUCAGAUCCCUGAAGGAUCCUCCACCCACCAGGGACUGGACGACGGUGGAGGUCCGUCCUCCAUCAUACGUUGGGACCUUGAGGAGAGCCCUGGAUCAGCUGGAGGAGACACUGAACAUGGAGGUGAAGAAGGUGCCUGACCUGAGAUCAGUUCCACACAAGUAUGCCUGUGACCUCACACUGGACCCCAACACGGCCGGCAGACGACUCUCUCUGUCUGAGGACAACAGGAAGGUGAGGUGGGUUAGAGAGGACCAGUCGUAUCCGGAUCACCCAGACAGAUUUGACUCCUGGUCCCAGGUGUUGGGUAGAGAGGCUCUGACUGGCCGCUGUUACUGGGAGGUAGAGAGGGAAGGACUGGUUGGUAUAGGAGUGACAUACAGAGGAAUCACAAGGAGAGGAAGGGGUGGUGACAGCAGGCUUGGAGGGAACAACAAGUCCUGGAGUCUUCAUUGUUAUGAUGGUGGUUACUAUGCCUGGUACAACGGUAUAGAGACAGUCCUCCCUCUCCGCCCCGCUGGCUCCACCAGAGUAGGAGUGUAUCUGGACCGGCCUGCUGGCUCUCUGUCCUUCUACAGAGUGUCCCCAGGUGGAGGAGGGUCCUCAGACACACUGACACACCUCCACACCUUCUGGUCCUCCUUCACCCAGGAGGACCUCCUCCCGGGGGUGGGGGUAG